Molecule: messenger RNA, 2549 nt
Organism: Heteronotia binoei (common prickly gecko)
Lineage: Eukaryota; Metazoa; Chordata; Lepidosauria; Squamata; Gekkonidae
Gene: MTO1
Product: mitochondrial tRNA translation optimization 1
Exons: 12
Coding region: 164-2188 (674 amino acids)
Biological process (GO): tRNA methylation; tRNA wobble uridine modification
Cellular component (GO): cytosol
Molecular function (GO): flavin adenine dinucleotide binding
Source: RefSeq, a predicted model, not a curated record
GGAGCACGUCACAAGCAAGAUGGCGGCGCUCGCAGCGUGUGCUGGGUUGGAGACCGGCGGUGCUUUCGAGCCCUGAGUUGGGCCACCGGGUUCCUGCGUCCCUUAGCGGGGCUCGGGGGUGGACGUCGCUGCUCUUUCUGUUCUGCUUCCCGCGCAGACACGCAUGUUGUCCCUGGGUGGCGGCGCGCGCCGGGUUGCGGCGACUUUGAUCCCCCAGACGUGGCUCCCGUGUGCAAGGAACGACACAGCCUCGGCAGCUCGUGACCUCAGCGUUUCGAGAUAUGACGUUAUCGUCAUCGGGGGUGGCCAUGCGGGCACAGAGGCAGCUUCGGCGGCAGCCCGGCUAAAAGCUCAGACUUUGCUUCUCACGCAUAAGAUAGAUACCAUAGGACAAAUGUCAUGCAAUCCUUCCUUUGGUGGAAUUGGGAAAGGUCAUCUGGUGAGGGAAGUGGAUGCACUGGAUGGACUCUGUGCUCGAAUCUGUGAUCAGUCUGGAGUGCAUUAUAAAGUACUAAACAAGCGCAAGGGACCCGCUGUCUGGGGUCUCCGAGCUCAGAUAGACAGAAAGCUCUACAAAGAGAACAUGCAGAAAGAAAUUCUGCAGACCCCUUGUCUGACAGUGUGUGAGGCAUCGGUGGAAGAUCUUCUGCUAAUGGAACCAGAAGCUGGGCAUCCUGGGAAAUGCCGUGUCAGUGGAGUCAUUCUUGGGGAUGGAAGGAAAGUGCAUGCUGGGAGUGUUAUUCUGACCACAGGCACAUUUCUGAGGGGGAUGAUCCUCAUUGGACUGGAAAUGCAUCCUGCUGGGCGGAUGGGAGAUCAGCCUUCCAUUGGCCUUGCUCAGACUUUGGAGAGGCUGGGGUUUACUAUGGGCAGACUCAAGACUGGGACUCCACCCCGGCUGCUGAAAGACUCCAUUGACUUCAGUGUUAUGGCGAGACAACCAGCUGACGACCCUCCUGUGCCGUUCAGCUUCCUUAGUGAAGCAGUGUGGAUCAAGCCAGAGCAUCAGCUGUCAUGUUACCUGACCCAUACCAACCCCAAAGUGGAGCAGCUCAUCCGGGACAACCUUCACCUGAACAAUCACAUCAGAGAGACAACAAGAGGUCCUCGGUACUGUCCCUCCCUUGAGUCUAAAGUUCUGCGUUUUCCAAACCGUGUGCAUCAGCUCUGGCUUGAGCCUGAGGGCCUAGAUUCCAAUGUCAUCUACCCGCAGGGAAUGUCAAUGACAUUGCCAUCUGAAAUCCAGGAGGAGCUCAUCACUCAUAUUAGGGGCCUGGAGAAAGCAAAAAUUGUGCAGCCGGGCUAUGGCGUUCAGUAUGAUUUUCUGGACCCACGUCAGCUGACUUCCUCUCUCGAGUCUCGUCUUGUUCAGCGGCUCUUCUUUGCAGGACAGAUAAAUGGCACGACAGGCUACGAGGAGGCUGCAGCUCAGGGUAUAAUUGCUGGAAUCAAUGCUGGCCUACGAGCCAAAGGUAAACCUCCCUUUAUUGUCAGUCGUACUGAAGGUUAUAUUGGCGUUUUGAUUGAUGAUCUCACAACUCUGGGCACUAAUGAACCCUACCGGAUGUUCACAAGCCGUGUGGAGUUUCGGAUGUCUCUGCGUCCAGAUAACGCCGACAGCAGGCUCUCCUUCCGAGGCUACACUGAAGCUGGCUGUGUGUCCCAAAAGCGAUAUGACCAAGCCUUUCGGAUCAAUACAAUGUUAGAAGAAGGAAUUGAAGCACUGAAGGCUAUUGAGUGCAGCUGUAUCGAAUGGGCUCAACUGAUUCCAGAGACUACCAUAAGUACUCAUCGUAGCUCACUUCUCAGUGCUCUGGACAUCCUUCAAUACCAAGAGGUCAAUAUGGAGAUUUUGGCGAGAGCUUUUCCAGAGCACCUAAAAAAGUUCACUGAAUGGAGACAGCUGGCUCAGAGGCUGAAAAUUGAAGCUGUAUACAAGCAGCCUGUGUCCCUUCAGAGGGCUGAAAUCGAAGAAGUGCGUCGAGAUGAGGCUCUCCAGCUGCCAGAGGAUCUGGAUUAUUUUGCCAUAAAUGCAUCACUAUCCCAGGAAGUGCGAGAGAAAUUGGAUUCCCACCGACCUCAGACGAUUGGAGCUGUCAGCCGAAUCCCUGGAAUUACACCAGCUGCUAUUGUCAAUCUGCUAAAAUUUGUGAAAUUCAGUCGCCGAAGAGCAGAGGGAAUUAAGUAACUUAUUUAGAACUGAUGUCCUAAUUUAGAUGCAAAUUUGCUGGGGCAGUGAAAUCUUCAAGAUCUUCUUCGUGGAGCCAUUGAACUUAUUUGGUCCUAAGCAUGUGCCUAUAAGAUUGUCAAGACAGUAUGAAUGGAUGGAUGACAAACACAUUGGUAGUAAUAGUUACCCCAGUGCCUCUGUGCCACAUCAUGAUGCUGUAAAAAUUGUCUGCAGUCGGAUCAGACAGUAUGCCUCUUUUAAUGCUGGAUGCAACUAGGACACAGCAGUUUAUCUGUUACAAUAGGAGCAUAUGAUAGAAGUAGUUGUACAUGGAUCUCAUUAAUAAAUGUCCCUUGGCAAUCCAGUGCAGGACAAACAA